Rhipicephalus sanguineus (brown dog tick) is the source of this 608-nucleotide messenger RNA. RefSeq lists its product as uncharacterized. The transcript is spliced from 3 exons. The coding region runs from base 137 to 475 and encodes 112 amino acids. Lineage: Eukaryota; Metazoa; Arthropoda; Arachnida; Ixodida; Ixodidae. The record is from RefSeq and is a predicted model, not a curated record.
AAAAAAAGUAGAGAGGGCAGCACCGCGCGUGUAGACAAGGCGCACAUUUUGCGGCAGGCAGGCAUCGGUGACACCACUCGUUCACGGCUCCAAAACCUUCUUCCGUUGUCGUGAAUAUCUACUUCAAGUUUCUGCGAUGAAUCGCUACGUGUUUGCAUUGGUUGGCAUGGCUCUGCUGAUAGCAGCGGCCUCAGCUGCACCUGCCAAGGAAGCAGCAGCACCAGAGGAAGACAAGUCUCCUAUUCCCGCUGGCGGACUCCUGGAUGCCUUCAGAUCAGUUGGAAGCCAGUUUCAGCGCGUGGCUGACGGUUUCCCGCUGAGCUUCAACAACGCGGCCUCCCGCUUGCAGUCGUUUGCCGAAGGCUCCGGCGGUGACAGCGUGGGCAAGUCGGCCGGAGACGCGUUCCAGUUCACGAGGCAGCUGUUCAAGCCUCUGCGUAACGAGGACGUCCAGCCGCCCUCUUCCACUUCCUAGAUCGCGCACUCCAUUUGUCCACGAGGCAAAUGUGUAUCUAAACAUGAUCAAUCUAUAGGGCCUACCCCGCAUCUCGGGUGCCUGCCACUACAACUAUCCCAUAAAAGAAACUCAUUAAAUGACGACUACAUGA